AAGUCUUGCUCCGAUUAGCUACUUUGCUUAGAAAUCAAGGCGGAGUUUCAAAUCUUCGUAGCGGAGCGGCAGGUCCUGUGUUCGUUCGCAUGGGGAGGCGGUGGUUGCUAGAACUAUCGGAGUCACAACCAGGAUGCGGAGGAGGUUUCACCUGCUGCUCGGCAUCGGAAUUAUAUGGCUGUUCGGAGUAGCUUAUUAUUUACUGAGAGAAAUUAAAACUGAGGGUAUUGGAGAAUUGGAGUGGCAACGUGACCAUGGAUUACCUGGGGAUAGACAAGAUGGCGCACUGUCGCCAAGCAAGAACAUUAAUCACAACAAUGCAUUUCACCAUAAGGAAAGGUUACCGGUGGAGGGUAACAUUAUUAUUGAACCACAACUUGUGAUGGACACAACAGGUAGUGUUGUAAACAUACAACAAAUGGACAGUUCAGGUAAAGUGCACUGGAGUCAGUUUGAUGCUGAUAAAUACAUUGCCAAAAAGGCACUGAAACCAGGAGAGGACAGCUAUGCUAGGAACAAAUUUAAUCAAGCUGCAAGUGAUAGCGUCAAGAUGACAAGGGAUCUACCAGAUGACCGAAAUUAUCAUUGCACUAAAGAUUGGAGCCAAGAAAAACUACCAGCAACAUCUGUGAUUAUAACAUUCCAUAACGAAGCCCGAUCAGCAUUAUUACGCACUGUGAUAAGCGUUUUCCGAAAGAGCCGGGAUGAUCUUAUUCAUGAAAUAAUCUUGGUCGAUGAUUUCAGUGAUGAUCCUGCUGAUGGAGAAGAAUUGCUAAAAAUCCAAAAAGUGAAAGUUCUUCGAAAUGAUAGGAGAGAAGGUCUAAUGCGGUCUAGGGUACGAGGAGCCGAUGCGUCGACUGCUAAAAUUCUGACAUUUCUUGACAGCCAUUGUGAAUGUAACACAAAUUGGUUAGAACCAUUGCUGGAGAGAGUAGCAGAGGACAGAUCUCGAGUUGUUAGCCCAAUCAUUGAUGUUAUCAACAUGGACAAUUUUGAAUAUAUAGGUGCUGCAUCUGAAAUCAAAGGAGGUUUUGACUGGAAUUUAGUCUUCAAAUGGGACUAUAUGUCUUCAGAGGAAAUUAGGAAGAGAGAGACCAAUCCAACGCUUCCAAUUAAGACUCCACUCAUUGCCGGUGGAUUAUUUACGAUAGACAAAUCUUGGUUCAAUGAACUUGGCAAAUAUGAUACCAAAAUGGAUGUUUGGGGAGGAGAAAAUAUUGAAAUUUCAUUCAGAGUUUGGCUGUGUCAUGGUAGUUUGGAGAUUACUCCAUGCAGUCGAGUGGGUCAUGUUUUCCGAAAACAGCAUCCUUACACAUUCCCUGGAGGGAGUGGAACAGUAUUUGCAAGGAAUACUCGACGAGCAGCUGAAGUAUGGAUGGAUGAAUAUAAAUAUUUGUAUUAUAAUGCUGUACCAUCUUCGAAAUAUGUUUCCUAUGGAGAUAUAUCAGAACGCCUAGAACUUAAGAGGAAACUCAAAUGCCGACCAUUUAAGUGGUACUUACAGAACGUUUAUCCGGAAUUAAAAAUACCAGAAAACCAGGACAUGUUAUAUGGUAUGAUCAGACAAGGAGACCUUUGUAUAGAUACCUUGGGCCAUACGGCUGAAGGUAAUGUUGGAUUAUUCCAUUGUCACAACUCUGGGGGAAAUCAGGAAUGGGUGCUUUCUGAGAAUGGCAACUUGAAGCAUCUAGAUAUGUGUGUUACGUUACCAGAGGUAUUAUCUGGUGUAACUUUGAAAUUGGCACAAUGUGUUCCAGGUGACAAAAUGAUGGUAAGUCCUUGACUCCAUAAUUUUUAU
Messenger RNA from Octopus bimaculoides (California two-spot octopus), 1798 nucleotides. RefSeq names its product polypeptide N-acetylgalactosaminyltransferase. Gene Ontology annotation, cellular component: Golgi apparatus. The record is from RefSeq and is a predicted model, not a curated record. Lineage: Eukaryota; Metazoa; Mollusca; Cephalopoda; Octopoda; Octopodidae. Gene Ontology annotation, biological process: protein O-linked glycosylation. Gene Ontology annotation, molecular function: polypeptide N-acetylgalactosaminyltransferase activity.